AUGACAACGAAUGACUCCAGCUUGGAAUGUAUAUGUUCGGACCUACAGAAGGAUGAGUACUCGCCGUUUUACGCUUGGUUAAACUAUAUUAUAAUCAUCUGUUUGUUGCCUUGGCUGUCCAUUUUUGGGCUGGUCACAAACAUUUGUAACGUAUUUAUUUUUUCGAGGAAACGGUAAGAAUUUUAUUUUUUCGAGUAGUCAUUAUGUAAAAAAACCAAAAAUGGUGACUUCAGUCAGCUUUGAGUGCAAUAAUAUCAACAAUUUAAUUUUUUUACAGUACAAGAAUAGCUUAAAAUGUAUCAUAAGAAUGCUUACAAUUAGUGUGAAAUAUUUGAUGACUAAAGUAAUACAAAAUUUCAGAAUGCGAAGCUCAGCGAACACGUAUCUCUUCUUCCUUGCAUGUUCAGACUUCCUGGUCAUCCUGACCGGCCUUUUUAUCUUCUGGAUUGACUCUGCUCGCACCUAUAUUCAAGAGCUUUCCCAAGCUCCUUACACUACCGUUUACGCGCUCCCUUUCGGAUAUAUGGCUCAAACUUCGUCGGUCUACUUUACCGUAGCCGCCGCCGUCGAUUGUUAUGUUGCAGUGAGUUUGUCUGGGCCUUUUUCCAACGCUGCCUGAGGGCAAUUGUCCUCGAAAAGUGGGUAAAAAAUAUGCUACAUGUAUUGUUAGACUCUUGCGUAAAUAUCUCCUGGGGAAAUAAAAAAUGCUAAAGAAAAAACAAUUGUUUACGUUAAUAACGCCACUCUCGAGCUGACAGUAUCAUUAUAAUAUGUAAAAUUUUGAUCUGCAUACUUACGAUGACUCAAAAAUAACAAAACAUUACUAAAUACUAAUCAUUAUACCUUUUUUUAAUUGACGCUUUAUUCCCAGGUUUGUUGGAAAUCGAUGAGCAACAAUUAUUGUACAGUAAAACGAGCUCGCCAAGUGUGUGGAGGCGUUGCAGCGCUCUCAAUUUUCUACAAUUCCAUGCGCUUUCCACAAUUUAAUCUCCGGAAAUGUGUACCGGAUGGAAGCGAUGUAAGUGAAGAUUUAGACAAGCAGUUUAGCUGCUAAUAACAAAAUUAAUCAAAAUUUUGCAGGAAUUUGUAAUCGAAAUCUGCCCCACCACCUUGUUUUAUACGAUAAACACCAUCUACAAUGUCUACAUGUACAUGGUGCUCAUGACUCUGAUGCCUUUCUUCUUCUUACUCAUUCUGAAUACCUUCAUUGUAGUCAAGCAAAGUAUUGACACUCAGAAGCUCAAAAAAUUAAGGUGAAUAUUAAAAAUGCCAUACAUUAAAUAUCAAGGAGAAUAUAAAUUAGUUGCAAACCACUUAUAUUACAGUGUUUACAGCCAAGUCUCGACUCAUUCUGAUCGAACGAGUUCCCCGAUUUUAUUCAAGAAUGGCAAUGAACCCAUGUCUCCGAUCCCCGUCACCGAGAGCAUGGAUACAGAUGAUACGAUCACCAUGAUCAUGGUCGUGGUUUUGUUUUUAUGUUGUAAUACAUUGGUAAGUUGACGGAGAUGUUCCCAUUUGGAUAAAAGGUUUAGACUCGGAUUAUAGAGAUUCAAGGGUACAUUUCGGAUGAGACAACAGUGAAAGACCGCCCAAGUGACGACUUGUUGACGCAUUUAAAAGAGAGUUUUUUACAGAUUGAAGCUUCUCAUAACAAGGGCCGGACAUUUCGAAAAAACGACCAACUCAGAAUCUUUUGAUAUUUUGCAUAGUUGUCGUACUAUGAUAGCUGAACGUCAGCGUGAAUUUUUAGUUUUGAAAAUUACCGUAUACGGGGGUUACGGCAGGUACAAUUUUCAGAAAGAUUGGGUCCGUGUGUAAAAACCCCAAGGAGUAAAAGCACGAAACCCCGCUAUUUUACGUUUUUGACCAUGGGGAACAUUUUCAUAAUUGACACUUUCGCCGUAGGAUGUAGCCUUCGACUACUUUAAAAAAUACCAAGGUACCAUGGUCAAUAUAACUUUUCGGCAUUCUACUUGUCUCAACUUUUGAAACCUCUCAAAAAUACUUUGACAUGUAUGUAACAACAUAUCAAAAAUGCACGAAAAUAAAAGGGGUGGUUUUGGAGUUACGAUACUUUGAAUGUUCCCGGUACCGUAUGUCAAAAUUUAAUUUUUUUUAAAAUCGGCGUAGAACAGCCGCAAACCUUGCUAAUGUAGGUUUUCCACCAUGAGGAACAUUUUUGUAAUUGACACUUUUUUCGUAGGAUGCAGUCUUCGACUACUUUGGGAAAUGUCAAGAUACCAUGUUCAAUAUAACUUUUCGGCAUUCUACUUGUCUCAACUUUUGAAACCUCUCAAAAAUACUUUGACAUGUAUGUAACAACAUAUCAAAAAUUUAGGAAAAUAAAAGGGGUGGUUUUGGAGUUAUGGUACUUUUAAUCUUGAUCAUACAGUACACCGAACGUUCGUUGUGAUGCUGACGUCCGAAUUUGGAAGAUUCUACCGUCAUAUGGCACACACGGCUCUAAACCGUGGUAAUUGUUGCAAAAAAUUUAAGAAAUCGCUGAUCCUGGUGUUACAGUAACCAAUUAUCUGCGCACGAUAUGUUACAGUAUGCUUAGGCCUAAAUUUUCUGAAUUUCAUGGUGAAAAUAGUUUUUGAGGGUCUUACAACACACAUAAAACAUUACAUUUAGUGUUUAAAAUAAUCUACGUAAAGUUUAGCCGAGCAUAAAUCGAAGUGUACUGUAUGUCCAAAAUUCAAAGUGCCAUAACUUCAAAACCACCCCUUUUAUUUUCCUAAAUUUUUGAUAUGUUGUUACACAUAGGUCAAGGUGUUUUUGAAAGGUUUUAAAAGUUGAGACAAGUAGAAUGCCGAAAAGUUAUAUUGAACAUGGUAUCUUGACAUUUCCCAAAGUAGUCGAAGGCUGCAUCCUACAAAAAAAGUGUCAAUUACAAAAAUGUUCCUCGUGGUGGAAAACCUACAUUAGCAAGGUUUGCGGCUGUUCUACACCGAUUUUAAAAAAAAAUUAAAUUUUGACAUACGGUACCGGGAACAUUCAAAGUACCGUAACUCCAAAACCACCCCUUUUAUUUUCGUGCAUUUUUGAUAUGUUGUUACAUACAUGUCAAAGUAUUUUUGAGAGGUUUCAAAAGUUGAGACAAGUAGAAUACCGAAAAGUUAUAUUGACCAUGGUACCUUGGUCAUUUUCCAAGUAGUCGAAGACGACAUCCUACAGAAAAAGUGUUAAUUACAAAAAUGUUCCCCAUGGUCGAAAACGUUUUUUGGCGAUAUAUGCGGCUCUUCUACACCUAUUUUGAAAAAAAUUAUAUUUUGAUAUACCGUUCGGGCCACAAUCAAAGUACCGUAACUCCAAAACCACCCCUUUUAUUUUCGCGCAUUUUUGAUAUGUUGUUACAUCUAUGUCAAAGUAUUUUUGAAAGGUUUCAAAAGUUGAGACAAGUUCUCUGCAAAAAAGUUACAUUCAAUAUGGUACCUUGGUAUUUUUCAAAGUAGUCGAAGGCUACAUCCUACGGCGAAAGUGUCAAUUAUGAAAAUGCUCCCCAUGGUCGAAAACGUAAAACAACGAAGUUUCGCCCUUUUACUCUUCGGGGUUUUUACGUACGAGCCCAAUCUUUCUAAAAAUUGUACCUACCGUAACCCCCGUGUACGAUAAUUUCCGAAACUAAAAAUGUGUACUGACGUUCGUCUAACAUAGUAGAACAGCUAUGCAAAAUAUCAAAAGAUUUUGAGUUGGUCGUUUUUUCGAAAUGUCCGGGCCAUCCUUCGAGUUGUAAAAAACUCCGUUUUAAAUAUAUAGAUUUUUGUGCAUAGAUUAAGUGUGAUGUAAUAAAAAAACAUAAAUGAGUUGAAAAGUCGUAGAAAGACCCGAUAAAAGGUUAUUGUGAGAUAUAUCAUUCAGUCUAGUAGAAUACAAAAUACUGAUUUAAAACUUGCAGGCUUUGAUCGUCAACAUUAUCGAGACUUUCUUCGAGCCGGAUCAGACCAUUCUCCACACUUUAUCCGAUGUCUCCAACUUCCUGGUGGUCUUCAACAGUAGUGUCAACUGCGUGAUCUACUAUAUCUUCAACAAGGAGUACCGAGAGCUCUUCCGAUACCAUUUUCUCUCCAAGCUCUGUUGUUGUAAAAAAGAAAGUGAUCGACUCCCAAGACCCGCCCUAUAUUUCGAAAAUGGAAAGAAGAAGUCCGAAGUCAAUGGACUGUAUCCAGAUUAUACAAAGAUGGCCAAUCCGAGUAAGAUUUAUAUGACAUUACUUUGUCCAUCAAAAAAAAGAUGGACACAGACCUUUGAAAUGACUAUAUGAUCAUGUUUCAGGUCCCAUGUGCAAUCCAGCCUCUCCGGUCUGGCGUCCCCUCAAUUGGCAUUCAGAAUUCUCUUCAAGUGCGGAUUGGCAUUCUGACUGCACUAUCCCGACCACUGAUAUUACUCGACACCCUCAAUCUCCAUGUCCAUCUUUUGUUCCAUCGAUGAAUAUGGAUAUCCAAUUGAUGGAUGAUGAUGAAUAUGACAGUGGCCUUGGCCCGGAAAACGCUCAAUCAUCGGUAAGAUCCUUGGUUUGGCAAAAAAAUCUAAAGUAACAAUUCUAUGAUUCAAUUACAUCACACAUGGUAACACAUGUAGAAGCUGUGAAAAGUUGCAUAGAUAACGCUACGCCUUUCAGACAACUCAAAACUCAGUUCCGAAGAACCUCGAGGUGCGACUGGUCGGGGAGAAGGAGCAAGUCUUCAUCAGUCCUCAAGACCCCAAGCUUUCUUCAGAUGUCUCAGUUACUGCUUUGUAA
Molecule: messenger RNA, 4741 nt
Organism: Bursaphelenchus xylophilus (pine wood nematode)
Lineage: Eukaryota; Metazoa; Nematoda; Chromadorea; Rhabditida; Aphelenchoididae
Source: the annotation of a GenBank genome assembly